AUGGCUUUAUCUUCUAUCUUUGGAGGUGCUACACCUUCCCAGCAACAAACUGUCAAUUCGACUGCUGCUAAUUCAGUCACAGACAAGGUCAAGUCACAAAUUGCGCAAGAACUAGCUGUCGCUAAUGCUACUGAACUAGUGAAUAAAGUGACAGACAAUUGUUUUGAAAAAUGUCUAACGAGUCCGUACUCCAAUAACAACGAACCUUGCGUUGACCAAUGUCUAGCCAAGUACAUGAGAAGUUGGAACGUUGUCUCUAGGGCUUAUAUCGCAAGAAUCCAACAGGCAUCGACCUCUGGUGAGAUUUAA
This is a messenger RNA of Torulaspora delbrueckii, 309 nucleotides long. It is a transcript of the gene TIM13, whose product is annotated as protein translocase subunit TIM13. Lineage: Eukaryota; Fungi; Ascomycota; Saccharomycetes; Saccharomycetales; Saccharomycetaceae. The coding region runs from base 1 to 309 and encodes 102 amino acids. The record is from RefSeq and is a predicted model, not a curated record. The transcript has a single exon.